AUGCUUCCCUUUAAAGCGCUCCUAAUCUGUGCCAAAAGGAGUCCACACUAUAUGCCAAAGAAGUUCGUGACCACAAAAGCCAUACAAUUAAUACCGACAGUGCGAUCGAGUCCGUGGGUUCGCGUCAAUUCAAACGCCUAUUUCAGAGCCUUUCUCGUCGACGAGUGCACUACUCUUCCCGAACUCUUCUCCAAAAUACUCAAACAAUUCCCACAGAAAUACGGUUUUGGUUUCCGUGAGAUCAUAGAUGAGGAGAAGCAGUGCCUGCCCGACGGCCGAGUGCUUAAGAAAGUCAAGUUAAGUGACUAUAAGUGGUUCCGAUGCGAAGAAAUUGACGCCAAAAUCGAUCUCAUUUCCAAAGGCUUUCUGUUCAUCGGAAUCAAACCCAAAGACAUUGUCUUGAUUUUGGCCGAAACCAGACUCGAGUGGAUGCUGUCGUUUCAGUCACUCUUAAGGCUUGGAUCCACUGUCGCCACACUUUACUCCACAUUAGCUCCGGAAGGCAUACUUCAUGGCAUCAAUGAGACAGAAGUGUCUCAUUUGAUCACAAAUUAUGAUGUGUUGAGUAAAUUGAGUCCAAUUCUGGAAAAGAUGCCGAAAAUUAAAUGCAUUGUAUAUAUGGAGGGACCCAAAGAGCUCGAUAUCAACAAACUCUUCACUGUUCUGGUCUCUGUAUCUCAAGCGAAGAUAAGCAACAGAGUUCUCAACCCGUUUCUUUUGUUUGUGAACUUUCCGUCACUAGGGCCUCGGCUACUAUGCCGACAACAGUACAUAUGGAGCCCCUCCACGGGUGUCCCCAAAGGAGUGAACAUUUCGCACUCAAACAUCUUAUCUGCGAUUAAAGGCUUCAAUUCGAUGCUAACUGUUCUCGAAGAGGACGACCUAUACUGCGCUUACCUACCGAUGGCUCACAUCAUGGAAAUGGUGGUCCAGAUGUUGUUUAUGGCCAAUGGUUUGCCGAUUGGUUUCGCCACCACUAAUACACUGACUGAUCAGUCAAAUGGCCUCAUGAAGGGAACCAAAGGAGACCUCACUCUACUUAAGCCGACAGUUAUGCCGGCCGUUCCCCUCGUGUUAGACAGACUCCGGAUCGGCAUCGAAGCCAUUGCCCACCGAAAUGCGAUCACAAAAUUAAUUUUCAACUUUUUCUACCACCAGAAAGAGUUUUGGACUAAAUAUGGAUUCAAGACUCCAAUCAUUAACUAUAUAUUCUGUAAUCGAUUCAAAUCUGUUUUGGGAGGAAAAGUGCGAUUUGUAGCCAGUGGUGGGGCACCCCUUUCCCCCUAUACCCACCAAUUCAUUCGCAAUUGCUUUAAUGUGAUACUAAUUCAGGGCUAUGGUCUGACGGAGACGUGUGCGGCCGGCACUGCCAACGACUUGGAUGACACGAGCGUCGGGUUUGUGGGCCCACCCCUCGAAGGGAUUCAAAUUAAAUUAGUGGAUUGGGUUGAAGGCAACUAUAAGUUGGAUGACCAGCCAAACCCCAGAGGAGAGGUGGUGAUCGGCGGCAAUAAUGUGGCCAAAGGUUACUUCAAAAACGACAAAUUGACUGAAGAGUCGUUUAAAGUGGAGGACGGCGUCCGUUGGUUCUACACGGGAGACAUCGCUGAGAUAUAUCGCGACGGAAACGUCAAAAUAAUUGACCGCAAAAAGGAUAUCAUAAAACUGUCGAAAGGAGAAUACAUAUCAUUAGCUAAAGUCGAAGAGAGCCUUAAGAAGGAUGACUUUGUGGACAAUUUGUGUGUUUAUGGGAAUCCAAUGUAUGAUUAUUUGGUGGCACUAAUUAUGCCAAAUAAACCGGAAUUGAAAGCAUUGGCUAAUAGUUUAUCCAAACCUGAGUUGAGUUUUGUGGAGUUGUGUAAAGACAAUGAUAUCAAUGCAAAGAUUUUG
Molecule: messenger RNA, 1890 nt
Organism: Oppiella nova
Lineage: Eukaryota; Metazoa; Arthropoda; Arachnida; Sarcoptiformes; Oppiidae
Source: the annotation of a GenBank genome assembly